Messenger RNA from Penicillium daleae, 990 nucleotides. RefSeq names its product dihydrodipicolinate synthase family protein. The record is from RefSeq and is a predicted model, not a curated record. The coding region runs from base 1 to 990 and encodes 329 amino acids. Gene Ontology annotation, molecular function: 4-hydroxy-tetrahydrodipicolinate synthase activity. The transcript has a single exon. NCBI's taxonomy places the organism in Eukaryota, Fungi, Ascomycota, Eurotiomycetes, Eurotiales, Aspergillaceae.
AUGGGCUCUCAUACGGCAGUCUCCCCUCAACCACACGUUCCCCCGUCGGGGGUUUGGUGUCCUGCCGUCACUUACUUCAACCAUGCCACAGACUCCCUCGACCUGACUGCGCAGGCCCAAUACUUCGCCUAUCUCGCGCAAACAGGCCUGGCGGGCUUGGUAAUUCUCGGUACCAACUCAGAAGCCUUCCUGCUCACUCGUGAGGAACGCGCCCAGCUCAUCGCAACUGCCCGCAAGGCCGUCGGACCCGACUUUCCCUUGAUGGCCGGCGUCGGCGCCCAUUCGACCAAGCAGACCCUCGAACUCGCUCAAGAUGCUGCUGCGGCCGGUGCCAACUACGUCCUCGUGCUUCCCCCGGCGUAUUUCGGCAAAGCUACCAACAUGAAUGUCGUGAAGCGGUUCUUCUCAGAAGUCGCGGCCAAAUGUCCUAUCCCCGUGGUCCUCUAUAAUUUCCCUGGCGUGUGUAACGGAGUCGACAUGGACUCGGAGACCAUCACUGCUAUCGUGCGGGAAUCUGCUGCCUCCAACGCCAAUGGCCAGUCCAACGUCGUUGGUGUCAAGCUCACCUGCGGUUCCGUGGGCAAGAUCACUCGGUUGUCAACCACCUUCAAGUCCGAGGAAUUCGCAACUUUUGGAGGGCAAUCUGAUUUCCUCAUCGGUGGUCUUGCCGCUGGUAGUGCUGGGUGCAUUGCCGCGUUUGCCAACGUAUUUCCCAAGACUGCAUCGCGCGUCUAUGCUUUGUACCAGAAGGGCCAGAUCGAGGAGGCCAGGAAGCUGCAGGGUCAGGCCGCGUUGGCGGAAAGUCCCAUCAAGAGUGGCAUCGCAUCGACCAAGUAUGCGGUCGCGUAUUACACGGCCCCAUUAGCAGGCAUUGCUGGCGCAGAGGAGAUGCUCCAGCCCCGCCAUCCGUAUGAGCCCGUGGCAGAGCCGGCUAAGAAAGCUGUUCAGGAGGUGAUGGCCGAAGUGGGAGAGAUUGAGAAGUGUCUGUAA